Gordionus sp. m RMFG-2023 is the source of this 3658-nucleotide messenger RNA. RefSeq lists its product as uncharacterized. Gene Ontology annotation, biological process: negative regulation of axon extension involved in axon guidance; semaphorin-plexin signaling pathway; axon guidance. NCBI's taxonomy places the organism in Eukaryota, Metazoa, Nematomorpha, Gordioida, Chordodea, Parachordodidae. Bases 80 to 3205 code for a protein of 1041 amino acids. Gene Ontology annotation, molecular function: chemorepellent activity; semaphorin receptor binding. The transcript has 9 exons. The record is from RefSeq and is a predicted model, not a curated record.
UCCUUCUAAAUAUCAAAGAUAAAUGGAGAAAAAUAUAAACUUAACGAAAAUGCCUAUAUAAUAGGCAUAGGAAAUAAAAAUGCGAUUUUCAGCUUACUUUAAUAUAGAUGACACUAUUUUCCUAUUUAUCCAAAUCAUAUGUUUCUGCUUACAAUUCUACGUUUCAUCCAUCAAAAAUUUGGAUCCGCUAUAUUCCUUUGAUCUACGUCAAUCCUUCAAAAGAUUUUUGGGACAGAAAAAUGACACCUUCCCAGAACCGUUCAAAAUUUUGCUCGAAGAAAAUGGCUUUUUCUAUGUCGGAGGAAGGAAUAGACUUUACAAUUUGAGUGUGUCAGCUGAUGAUGGAUCGAUUCUGGAGCAUAAGCAUAUAAUUUGGGACGUGCCUAAUGACAAAGUCGAAGACUGCGGUAAAUACUAUUCGAUUAAAGAUUGCCAAAAUUACAUCAUGUUAAUGGCCAAGUUGUCAGCCGAUAAAUUUAUCGUCUGUGGAACUUACGCCUACGAACCAAAGUGCAGGAAAUAUCUAUUAACAAACGUACCAAAUGGUGAAGGAAGUUACAACGUUCUUGAGUCAGAAAUUACGGGCCUGGGAUUCGUGCCUCUUAACCCUUACCAAAAUUUUUCUUACACCGUAGCAGGCGGCGAAAUUUAUUCCGCCACAUUCGUGGAUAAGUGGAGCGAACAGCCUAUAAUAUAUCGAGACCCGGUGCGUACGGUUCACGAAUUCGCUCCGGCCCUCAACGGGCCUCAAUUUAUCCACAGUUUUACGCACGAUGGGUACGCUUAUUUUUUGUUCAACGAGUGGUCUAUGCUUUCUCCAGACUAUGGGAAAAAGGCACCCCUCCGGGUAGUGGAGGCUAGAAUAGGAAGGGUAUGCAUAGGAGACACUGGCUACUUGGAUCUCAUUUACGAUAAACCUCUAAUAUGGAAAACAUUUCUAAAAGUUAAGAUGGUUUGUAAAGUGCCUAAUGGGGAUAACGAAGAAGAUAGGAUUAAUGGUGCCUCUAAAAGCACGCCCCAUCACUAUAGUGAUUACGCGGACACUUUUCGCGCUCGUUAUAAUCCUAAUCCUUCCCUCUCAUUUGAUCCCCGCGAUCGUCGAGACAUUACUGCCACUAUUUUUGACUCCUUAGUCGCUUCUACAAGCCCUCAAAAUAUAAAGUUAGAUACAGAAUCAAACCCCGACCGAUUUUAUUCGGUCUUUACUGCCCCAAGUCCACUUGGUACUAUACCAAUUUCGGUUUUGUGUCGGUUUGAUACCGAUGAAAUAGCUAAAAUUUUUAAAACCGGUAUUGAUACUAUGGACGAAAGGAUGAUCCGAUCCGGUGUAAAAAGAGUCCCUCGUGGGUCAACCGGAAAGCCUGGAGAGUGCGGAUACGAUUUAGUCGACCCUGGAGAAGCGGAAUACUUACAAAAGUUUGCCCUUCUACACGGAAACGACGAGAACAAAGGGCUCGGAAACAUUUUGGAAAUAGAAGGAAAACCAUUAAAUGUAUGGUCAGGGAGACGACCUUCUGCUAUCACGGCGGUAUAUAACUAUGAGAAAAGGGAAGGCGUAGAAACGGAUCAAGUGUAUCUAGGAACCAGCGAGGGUGAGGUUUACCGUAUAAGCAUCUCAACUCAACCUCGUUCGAACGCUCCUCACCAAUAUAAAUCGGAUUCUGUUGACACGAUGAUGAAAGGAAAAAGCUCGGCAAAGAUAAUUUCGAUUAUGGUAAAUGAGAGACUGAUAGUAUCUAAUAAAAGAGCAAUCAUUACGGGCCUUUACACUUUAGCUAAAGCUAAACGAUUAUUGGUAGCAAUCGCCACUGGAAACGGUCGUUCUACUUCUAUCCUUGCCAGUUUAGCGGGUAAUCAAUGUGGGAGACCUUAUGGAAAUUUUUCUUGUCACGGCUUGGAAGAUUACAACAAUAACGUAUGGAGUAACGAAGAAAUGGAGAGAGACGAGCAAUUUAACGACAAUGAAAUGGAAGGAACAAACCAAGAGCCAAGUAAAUACACCCCUUCCUCGUCCGCUCACUAUAUUAACACUUACCGAGACUCCAAAAUAAAGCCACAAGGCGCUAGAGAUUUGAAUUACAACGAUCCUUCUCAUCCAUCAAAAUUUCCGCAAACUUCUCAUAAUUACAAUAACGACGAUAAUCGAAUAGAUGAUUCCCCUCGCUUUUACCAGUCUAGAGGCAACCCUGCUCACUGUCCUCAACAACCAAUAUCUAAUUCUCAAGGAAAUAUGGCUGAACGUUUAAGCUUAGCUAUAACAUUUAGCGUGUGUAUUGCCUCACUUUUGGGCUGUUGGAUAGGGUUCAAGCUUAAAACUAGGUUAGAUAGGUUGAGGAAAGACAGACAUCUAGAUUUAGGUAGUGGUGGUUGUCGCGACUUAAUGGCCAUCAAUAUGAGCUCGAUUCGCAAUAUGAACAAAGAUUCUGGCAAGGAUUGUGUUAACGAUAAGCUCGAAAGUGGAGGGGUAGAUAAAGGACAAAGAUUUCUUUCCUCAUUUUCGCCUUUCGUGGACUACCGAGUAGGCGCUAACAAACAACCCCUAGAUGACACUAACCUAAACCACAGCAAUAAUAAUGGGAACAAUUUUUUUUCCUUUUUUUUGCCAACCACUCCCAUCAACAACGCGUUGAACUCUCAUCCUCUUGAACAAUCCGAUCUUGAUCAGGCUUCUCCCUUAAACGCUGUAGUAGUUCCGCCAUAUUUCGCUAACUUUCCCAAUAACUUAAAUAACUUAAAUCCAUUUGCCAACUUAACCCUACUUAAACAUUCAAACGGUCAGCAAUACCUAUGCAAUGCCUAUGGGCCUCCUAUCAAUCUCCAACAUCAGCCACCAUUAUCAGAACAACCCUCUCCGUCCAUUUAUGAGCCUCCUCCUCAACCACCCCUACCCAGACUACCUCCACCUGUUUAUAAUGUUAAUAAUUGCCCCGUAACUGGGACGGAUAAUACGAUUAGAAGGGUGUACUACUUUCAACAACCAAACCAUUACGAUAUAAAUGAUAACGCUAAUAAUUCUCAAUUACCCGCUAUAAUCAACCAAAAUAAUAUCCCGCAUUUCAACGAAUUUAAGGAAUUCCACCCUAAGGAGAAUAUUAACACAUCGAUUAGCGAUGGAACCGGAAGUUAUGAUGAAAAUUGUUUAAACCGUAACAAUAAAGGGGAUUAUAUUGGUCGUAAACCUCUUCCGCCGCCUAGACCUAACUAAAAUAUAUAAAUAUAUAUACAUCUUUUUUAUACUUUAUAACUAAACGAAUAAAAAAUAAAUUUUUAAAAAAUAUCGUAAUGUUUGAUGAAAACAUCGCCAAUUAUUUUUUUUGACAGUGUUUUUGCUCAAAAUGGAACAAAAUAUUAUAAAAUUAUCCUAUUAUUUCGCGAAUGUUUUGUUUUAAACAUAACCGACUAUGUAUAUAAUUAUGUCAAUUAUCAGAGAUUUUACCGAAUAUGAAUUAUUUUCUUUUAGAAAAAUUACGAUAUUAAAAAAAUAAUACCCCCAUAUAAUAUUAAAUAUAAUAUGUUAUAUAGAUUACUAAUUAAUAUAUAAAUCGUUAUUUAUAAAUUAUAGAUCGAGAUGCCAGAUUAUAAUAAAUUAAAUUUACCCCUUUUAAACUUCAAAUAUUUGUUGAAUUAAAGCGCCAAAUCUAAAAGCAUUUACAAAUUU